CUUCUCAAAUUACCAUCAUCUUUGAUGAUUACGAUGGGUAUGUGGUCAAUCAAAUGUAUGAGGCUUGCAUUAAAAUGUCUAUUGAUAAGCAUUCAUUUUGGUCCGAUGCAUUCAACAGCUUCACUCUUACUUCAUCUGUCAGACCCACUCUGGAGAUUUGGUGUUUGACAAGAAGAAGAUUUGGUUAAAUUCAUUAAUCUGCAGGAGAUUACCAAAAGGAGGCCCUCCAUCAUUUUGACUGCAAGCAAUACUGAUGGUUCAAUUUGCAUAUUCCAUUUGCAUAAUCCUUUCCAUCCAAAUUACCAUACAAACAAAAGCUUACCUUACCACAUUCUUUGCUUAUUUUUCAAGUAAAUGAGAUUCCACGACACUUUUUCUGCUGCAAGUGUUAGCAAUUAAGUUCCUUCAGUCAGUGUUGCACUGUAACAAGACAUUUAUAUAAGGGGCCUUCGGGUUUUCCAACAUUCAAACCUCAAAAAUUUUCUUCCAACCAUGGUCGAAAUGCCAAACAUAUUUUCCCUGACAAGUAUGCCUUCAGCAACAACCGUUCUGUCAACAUACAGCACCUUUGCUGCAUCAGCAAUGCUGGUCCGGACGGUGUUCAGUGAAAUUCAGACCACAGUCACCCAGAUCAUACCUCCAAAAAUCCGGGAGAAAAUCUUGUCCAAGAUUGGAAGCCUUCUUGGUAAUCCCUCUUCUCAAAUUACUCUCAUCUUUGAUGAUUACGAUGGGUAUGCGGUCAAUCAAAUGUACGAGGCUUGCAAAAUCUUCCUGCGUACAAAAAUCCCUCCAUCAGUUCAAAAGCUUAACGUUUUCCGAGCUCCAGAACGCCAGAACCUUUUAAUCACCAUUGGUGAAGGUGAAACGGCUAUUGACAUAUUCGAAGGAAUUCAGGUCAAAUGGGAAAUGGUUUGUACCAAGAAGAGGUCCAUUGAAGGCGUAGAUUAUGAAGCAAGAUCGAUGGAGCUCAGUUUCCCUAAGAAAAACAUGGAUAGGAUUCUGAGCUCUUACUUGCCAUAUGUGGUGGAGAGAUCAAAAGCCUUCAUAGAAGAAAACAAGGUGCUGAAGCUCUAUUCAUAUGGUGGGUCAUGGGAAUCAACCAACCUCCACCAUCCAUCAACUUUUGAAACACUGGCAAUGGAUUCAAAGCUCAAGCAGGACUUGAUAAAUGACUUGGAUCGAUUUGUCAAGAGAAAGAAGUACUAUAAAAGAGUUGGAAGGGCAUGGAAGAGAGGAUAUUUGUUGUACGGCCCUCCAGGCACUGGAAAGUCAAGCUUGAUUGCAGCCAUGGCCAACUAUCUGAAAUUUGACAUCUAUGACUUAGAGCUCACUAGUCUCCGUUGCAACUCAGAGUUUAGAAGACUGUUAGUCUCAACCACGAACCAAUCAAUACUUGUGAUUGAAGAUAUUGACUGCAGCAGUGAGCUGCGGAGCCAACAACCAGGAGGGCAUAAUCCCAAUGACAGCCAGUUGCAGUUGACAUUAUCUGGGUUGCUUAAUUUCAUUGAUGGGCUGUGGUCAAGCUGUGGUGAUGAGAGGAUAAUCGUGCUCACAACUAAUCACAAAGAAAGGCUAGAUCCUGCAUUGUUGAGACCGGGGCGCAUGGACAUGCACAUCCACAUGUCCUACUGCACUCCCUGUGGAUUCAAGACACUUGCGUCCAACUACCUAGGCAUAAGAGAUCACAGGUUGUUUCCUGAAAUUGAAAAGCUGAUAGUGGAGGUAGAGGUGACCCCAGCAGCAAUUGCAGAAGAGCUCAUGAAAAGUGAAGAAGCUGACAUUGCCCUUGGAAGACUUGUUGAGUUCCUCACAAGGGUAAAGACGGCCCAAAAUGAAGCAACUGAUGGAAAAGAUAAAGAAGCAAACAAAAAGGGAAAUGAAAGCCCAGUAGUUGAUCAAAGUAAGAAGAAAGCCAAAAGAAAUAACCCGACAGCAAGGAAUCAAAAAAGGAAGGCGAUGAGUUUGUUAAGCAGAUGAUAGGUAAGAACCAAGUAUCAAAUUGAAAAUCUGUUAGUGUAAUAGUACUCCAUAAAUUCAUGCUUUUAUCAGUGGUCUUUGAGAGCAAUGUUCAAUGGCCCUAUACUUAUUAGUACCCAAUAAAAUCAAACUGCAAUAAUUAGCAGGGUUCUGAUCAGUCAA
Vitis vinifera (wine grape) is the source of this 2139-nucleotide messenger RNA. Its product is annotated as AAA-ATPase At3g50940. Gene Ontology annotation, molecular function: ATP hydrolysis activity; ATP binding. Bases 493 to 1977 code for a protein of 494 amino acids. The transcript has 2 exons. NCBI's taxonomy places the organism in Eukaryota, Viridiplantae, Streptophyta, Magnoliopsida, Vitales, Vitaceae. The record is from RefSeq and is a predicted model, not a curated record.